This is a messenger RNA of Exophiala spinifera, 942 nucleotides long. RefSeq lists its product as uncharacterized. Bases 1 to 942 code for a protein of 313 amino acids. NCBI's taxonomy places the organism in Eukaryota, Fungi, Ascomycota, Eurotiomycetes, Chaetothyriales, Herpotrichiellaceae. Gene Ontology annotation, cellular component: nucleus. Gene Ontology annotation, molecular function: ribonuclease III activity; double-stranded RNA binding. The record is from RefSeq and is a predicted model, not a curated record. The transcript has a single exon. Gene Ontology annotation, biological process: primary miRNA processing; regulation of gene expression; rRNA processing.
AUGUCGAAUAUCGAUAGGAGAAACAAGAGGAAAGCCGAGGGUGAUUACCAUCCCCAGACUUCCAAAAAGCCCCAUCAUGAUCGAACUGGCGCCUUCAAUGUCAGCUCUCUGGAGAACAAGAAGCAGAACGGCCAUGCCGCCUCCGCUUCACUUCCACCGUUGCCGGACAUCCAGGAGCAGUACAUCGACGAGGUGUUUACGCACAUGUCUGUUUCCCGCGAGAAGAACUACGACCGACUGGAGUUUCUAGGCGACUCCUACAUUCAAGUCAUCGCUACCCAACUCAUCUACCAGAGUUCAACGACCCUCUCAGCCGGCGAGAUGUCACAGCUACGCGAAUCACUGGUCAAGAACGAGACCCUCUCACAGUACACUAUGCUCUACGGCCUCGACCAGCGACUCGAGCAAUUCAAGCGCCUUCAGAAAGGCAUGGGCUCGGCAGCCUGGCUCAAAAUAAAGGGAGACGUCUUCGAAGCUUAUGUGGCUGCCAUUGUCCUUUCGAGCCCGGAUGGUUUCGCCAUAGCCAAAAAGUUUCUGACUCAGUUGUGGGCGCCCAAAGUCGAAGCUGUUGUCGCUGUACCUCAGGCAUCACCAAAGAGCAAAGAGGAACUUGCCAAGAGACUCCAAGGUCACGGUGUCUUGAUCAAGUACCUCGACGAGAGAAAGCCUGAUAUCCACUACGGCCAGGGUAAAGAGACCUAUUAUAUUGGAGUGUACUUCACCGGUUGGGGGUGGGAGAACCAGUACCUCGGGAGUGGAAAGGGGCUGAGCCGGACUGCAGCGGGACAAGAAGCGGCGGCCGUCGCUUUGACGAACCAUCCCCUGAUUGACGAAAUCGCAGCGGUAAGGGCGGCCUUCUACGCACGCAGGAAGGAGGAACAGAAGGAGAAGGAAACGGACAGGCAGACAGACCUUGGUACGAACCCAAAACCGAAAGAAUGA